Messenger RNA from Phragmites australis (common reed), 4236 nucleotides. RefSeq lists its product as uncharacterized. The record is from RefSeq and is a predicted model, not a curated record. Gene Ontology annotation, molecular function: protein binding. The transcript has 5 exons. Bases 443 to 3571 code for a protein of 1042 amino acids. Lineage: Eukaryota; Viridiplantae; Streptophyta; Magnoliopsida; Poales; Poaceae.
CAAGCAAGGAACCCUGCGUAUUUGUGUGUGUGUGAAAGAGAGAGGAGGAUAGCUGCUGUGGUGCCAGACCAUAGUUUUUACGCUACUCUCCAACGUCUCGACCGCAUUUCCGGCUUCCAAUUGAUUUUGGGGGCUUGCGCUGCGUACCAGAAGAAUUGGUUUGCUGUUCCUUUCGUUCUCCCCUGUCCUCGGGCAGAAGAACAGUUAAAUGGUUUCUGCGGCCGCAGGAGCUGGCGAGAGGUAUUGAAUCAUCGGAUUGAUGGGUUAGAUCCCGGCAUUCGUGCGCGUCUUUUCUGUUUAUUGGGCUUCUACGACAGAGGGAUUUCGUCAUGAAAGAAUGGAUGCAGGAGCCGGCGGGAUUGAUUAAUGAGUUAGAUCGAUAAUCAGCUGCUGCGCCUUCUGUUUGUUAGUCUUCUACAACAGAGGAAUCUCAUCAGUCGCCAUGAAGUAUAUGGUAUUUUGUUGGGAAGACAUUGACUACGCCAGAGAAUUGAUACUUUAUUAUGUGCGGAGACCAGAAAAUGAUCAAUACAAAGUCAUAUAUUUUGAUGGUUGGAAUGGCAUGGGGGCGGCACCGGUCCUUAGAUCCGUAUCACAAGUACUUACAUCUAUGAAAGGCCCUCCUCUACAAUUAAGAUUUGACAGAAUGAUUUUCAUAGACUGCUCAGUGUGGGAAAGCCGAAGGGAAAUGCAGAGAAAAAUUGCAAAGGAGCUGAAACUUGACCAUAAAACCAUGACCAUAUUUGACGAGCAGGACGAGGAUGAUGACUACAGUGGAAAGGACCACCGCUCUAGGGAUUUGAUACAUAGUGUCUCAGCAGUGAUUGACCAAACCCUGGGGUAUAGAAGAUUUUUUAUGGUUUUUAUUAAUGGAAGUGAUGAUGAGGUUGAUGUAAGUAGAUUUGGUAUUACUCUUGAAUAUCGCAAUCACAAAAUAUUAUGGACAUUUGAAAAAAAAGGGUUCCUGACUAUUCAUCCCCGCUAUUCAGAGCUACGCAACAUGCUAAGACAUACUGACUAUUUUGUUACAGGCGGGGACGGGGUUGUCAGCUAUUCAAAGUUUCAUGCACUAUUGCGUGAAGAGGCUGCUAGCAUGGAUGCUUGUACGGAUUGUUGUUUGUACGAGUUAUUCAUGUAUUAUAAUUUUCACAACACCACUGGAUUUGAUAGGGUGGCUCAUGCUUCUAUGUGCUGGAUAUGUGAUGAUAUUGUUCAGGGAGAAAGAGCGAGGGAGAUUAGUAAUGCACUACAUCCAGAAAUAAGUUGGGACUUCGAUACAUCUAUGCUUGAUGAUGUGUUUGAAAAGUUCAAGGAAGAUCCAGAAAGUCCUUUUUUGGUAGUUAAAGAUGAUGGCAUCUUUGAAAAGAGACCUUACCGUUGGAUUUCCAUUACUACCUCGAAGAAUCUGAUAUUACAGGAGGACAUGCAAACUAUACUAGAAAGGGCAUCAUCUUUAUUCGUAGCAUUUGAAAAGCAUAAUAACCAACCAGGAUUGCCAAAUGGAUUGUUCAAGCACUGCAGCAACCUUAGCGUGCUAAUUCUUUCUUGUUGUGCCUUCAGUUUUGCAUCACCUCCUUUCCGCCACUGCCACACAGUAAGAUUCCUUGCAUUGGACCACUGCAGAGACGAUAACACAAGUGAAGGAGAGGAUUGUAUGGGGUGGACAUGUCUGCAUAGCAUGCGGGUGCUUGACAUUCGUUAUACAGAUUGGGAUGAGAUCUUGUAUGAAGAAAAGAUGGAUCUCAUGGCUAACCUCAGGGAGCUAAAUAUGGAGGGAGUUUGGUGCUGGCAGCACACAAGUCAAUUGCAAAGAAGACUACCUUACCUUCAGAGGCUCAGAAUAACCAAGCCUAUGCAUCAUGCUGAAGCAUCGUCAACAGCCAUCAACGACUUAUUCAUGGACAAGACAAAUCUAGAAAUACUUGAUUUGUCUGGCAACAGCGACAUGGAGAGUCUACCAGCAAGCCUAUCAAAGGCGAGCAAGCUUCAGGUGCUUGUUCUUGAUGGUUGCGAUGGGCUAGAAAAAGUUGCCAUGCCUGACAAGCUCCCUUCAUCCUUAAGGUCAUUCAGCUUUGAUGGCUACGGACCAGCGUCCCAUUGGACAUCUACUAUUGAGCUACCUCUAGAAAGUUCCCGUCCGAAGCCUCCUUCCGAUGCAAGUAAGAAGAAUGUCAAAACCAGUGAGAUAUCCCUACAAGGAUGCUCGCAAUUGGAGAAAUUGUUCUUGCGUGGGCUGCCCAAUCUCGUGGAGCUGGACCUCUCCGGAACCCCAAUAAAGAUACUUGAUUUUGUAACUAUGAUGGUGGAUGUCCCCAAGCUCAAGCGACUCUUUCUAUUGGGCUGUCAACACCUUCGUGCAAUAAGAUGGGACUCAAUGCACGAGAUAGAGUUGAUAUGCAUAGACACACGACCUUGGAAGACAGUUGGAUGUACUCGGCCACCCCUGGCCAAGCAUAAACCCUUCAAGUUGCAGGUGCAUGCUAUUCUUGGAGACGCGAGGCUUGCUAGGUCCUUGUGUUCUCCGUUACGAACUCAAGAAGACCGUUCAGAUGAUGUCUAUUUCAAUAUCCACAUAGUAUCUUCAAAUGUGUAUACUGAAUUUGUUCAACUCGAAGAAACCAGCAAAGAGGAGAUGGUUGGACCCACUAAUCAACGCCACCUUGCUCUAGCAGGCAAGUACGGAGAUGUCCUUACGGAGGUCGUUGGUGAUGCCCUGAUCCCGAUGCUGGCCUUCCCGCUGCCCCCGACUCAACAGUUUGAUCGCCAUGUCGAGAUUGGUGAUGGGAACCUCGGCGGGGAGCACGAGCUGGAAGCAUAUUAUGGUACUGAUAAUUUAGGUGUUGCGAUGGAACAGCAUGUCCAAUCCCUGCAUGUGCACGAUGUCUUGACCAGAGCUAGCAUGGGUGCACAAGAUUGGUAUAGCCUCAGGUGGUGCCGCGUGGAGAGGUGCCACAACAUGGAAACCGUCUUCAACCCUUUGCUCUCCUCUUUCUCCAAUCUGGAGACCAUGUGGGCAUCGGACCUCACAAUGGCCCUCUGCAUUUGGAGGAAAGGGUGGCGUUAUAAAAGUUCUCCCUUCGAAAAUCUGCAGCACCUGCAUCUGCGCUCCUGCCCAAGGCUCCAGUUUGUGCUGCCCCUGUGGCAGGCCUCAUUCCCCAACUUGGUGACCCUCCACAUCAUCCACUGCGGUGACCUCAUGCACGUCUUCGUACUAGACAAGUACUACGAGGAGUUAAAUAACAAAACCAUCCGCGGCGUACAGUUCCCGAAGCUGAGCAGCAUCCACCUGCAUGACCUGCCGAAGCUGCGGCAGAUCUGCGAGGUGAAUAUAAUGCUCGCGCCCGCGCUCGAGACCAUCAGGAUCAGGGGCAGCUUCGGCCUGCGCCGGCUGCCGGCCUUGGAGGGCCGCGUGCCAGGCGCGAGGAGGCCGACGGUGGAGCUAGAGAAGGACGUGUGGGACGCGCUGGAGUGGGACGGGCCGGCCGCCGGCCACCACCCCGACCUCUUCGAGCCGCCGGUGCACUCGCGUUUCUACAAGAGGCGCCUGCUCAGGGGCACCGUCCUCAGGUGAAUCCUAAACCGUGCAUCUCCUGCUGCAACGAGGGAUCGAUCGAGAGGCAUGUUCGACGUUUGAGAUGGAUCGGACGUUGCCACUCAUUGAUGCUGCGGUUCAUUUUGUGUGGUGUGCCUGCGUGGCUAGCCAGUCGGAGCUAGCUUCUGGGUUGCUUGCCGGCACAACUUCUGCCUUCUGGUGAGUUUGUUGUGCUUACACGGGCCAGCUCAGGCUCGCCCCUGCCUGUGUUGAUGGCCGGGUUGGCCUGCGCAUGCUGUGUGUUUUGGAAUAAAAAUUCGGCCUGGUUUGUGGUUGCACGCGUGUUGCGCGCGCUCAGAUCCGGCCGAUGUGUCUGGCUUGCGGUUGAAUUUGAAGCGGAGGGAAUCAGCAGCUGAGUGUGCCUGCGACCUGCCUGCCCACCUGCUGCAUGUGUGUUUGUGUGUGUGUGUGUUUGAUUUGUGUGGCUUGACGAGUGUCUACAAUGCUGUCGGAGACGGAGUAGCCGAUAAGCGGCAGCUGAAGUUUGAUGAACCACGAGACAGCUGGUUGUGUGCCUGAUGCCGGCUGUUGUGAUUUGUGAACCAUUAAGCUACGAUAUAUGAAGUUUGUGGUGUGUGAUUUAUUCUUGCACUUGGGAAAAGUGGUUGAGGUAUUGCAUUGCCGACAGUGAUUACUAAGUGCUA